This is a messenger RNA of Maniola jurtina (meadow brown), 5547 nucleotides long. RefSeq lists its product as uncharacterized. NCBI's taxonomy places the organism in Eukaryota, Metazoa, Arthropoda, Insecta, Lepidoptera, Nymphalidae. The record is from RefSeq and is a predicted model, not a curated record. Bases 149 to 5359 code for a protein of 1736 amino acids. The transcript has 6 exons.
UACAAAAAUCAAAAAUGUCGUUAGCGAAACGUCAGGAGAGUUGUUUAUAAUUCAUUGUUAUUGCUAUUUUCUAAUUAAUUUAUUGUUAUUUUUAAAAAGUUCCGCGAUGUUCACUUUUUUUUUAUUCAAUAAAUUCUAUUAUUGAGCUAUGGAAAUUGAAGAAACCGAAGAUAAACACGUUUCAAAUUGCGAAGAAUCUCACACUGCUUGUUCCGCAGUUAAUAAUUUAAUUUUGGAUUAUUAUAAAAAGUUUGGGAGGAAGCGAGAUUUAGAGCAGUUUUUCUCGCUAUCGACAGCGCAAAGUGAACUGAGAGACCCGUCUAGUUUGUUUUGGAGGAGAAUGAAAUCUCAGGACGAGUCUUCGGAUUCUGGUGGCAAGAGGAGCGAAUCUUCUACAGAACUUUGCCGGAUUUCUAUCAAGUGUUCCAUUCCGGAGCCUUCUACUUCUCAGGUUGAACUGUCAAGAGUUAAAAGUGAUUCUGAAUCUCCUCCCAUAAUAAGGGAGGAAGUGAUUGUGGAAGAACCCACGGAACAUUCUGAAAACGAAUCUGUAAAAUCGGAUGAUGUGGAGUCACAGAAAUCUAUUGAUGGUACUUUAGACACUUCGACUAAUAAGCCCCAUUCACCUACGAGUAGUAUAACUUCUCAACGCAAGCUUGAAUGGGACUCCUUAGCAGAUGUGGGCUAUGCUAAUGAAAGUGACAGAAAGAAUUCAGCAUCCAGUCUCAGCACUUUGGAAAGAAUGGCUUUGCAACAGCAAUAUUCAUAUAAUGACACAAAAAAUAGUGAAAUAGGAAAUCCUACCGCACAGUCCACACCAUUGGAUGCAAAUGAAACUAAAUCAAAACACAAGAAAGGUGCUGUAAAGAAAACAACAAAAAUAUAUAAAAAGGACAUUGAGUCAGUUGAAUUAUCUAUUCCACAAAAUACUGAUAAUAAUCCACAACCUAUAAAUCUUAACUUGACUAAACACAUAUCUUUUAAUGUUGAUAGAAAUGGCAGUGUUGUUAUUGAAAAUAUGACAAAAAAUGUUUCUUUGAGCCCUGAAAAGGUGUCAGUAGAAACUGAAGUUACUCCACAAAUUAAAAUGGAUAAGGAAAUUCAAACUACUUUGAAUAGAAGUAAAGACAAAUCCUCCAGCUCUGGUGAAAAAGUAAAGGAUGCAGAACCUCAAGUUAAAAGGUAUCCUGUACUAAUAAGUUUAAAUACCUUAAAGAAAAAAACUAAAAAGAAAAAAGUGAGAAGAAUUAAAAGACAACACAGUAAGAAGAGACUGAUAACUGAUAAAGAAAAUGUGCCACUAGAGAAAAGUGGAGACCAGCUAUCAGAAGCUGAGAGUUUCGAAUAUAUGCCAGGGCAUAUUUAUAACCAGAAUCACAUGAAAUAUGAUCACCGUAAGAAUUACGUUGCUGAUAAUAAAUCAAGCCUAGAAUCAAGUGGGCUAACUACAGACUCAAGUAAAACCACAAAAUAUUCAUUCACCAAAGAUUUAGAAAAGAGCAUUGAUAUCCUUAAAUCUGCUCUUGACCAAAAAUAUGAAGAUGCCAACUUAAGACAGAAUCUCAUUAAAGACAUAGUGCAAAAACUCGUAGAGUCUAAAUAUAAAGGUGACAAAAGCUCAACAGAGUUUUUAUCAGGGUUGAGUUUCAAUAGUAAAAGAUUAGGUUUAGGAGAUAAUAAUUAUACUACCACAAGUACCUCAGAUACAAAUAAUACUGCCAAUGAAACCAAACCAUCAAAACCAAAGAAAUCUAUUUUACGCAUGGACAAAUUCAAUGCAAAUCCCAUUGCCUCAACAUCACAAAGUGUUCCCAAUAUUCCUAGUUAUACAAAAAAUGAAAAAGUUAUUGAAUCAAAAAUUUCAAAGUCCAUAGAUCUUUCUAAUACUGAUUCUGAUGUUCCGAACAAAAGUAAAGCUUUGUCUGAUGUAGGAGUAGAUAAAACAUCUUCAGAAGAAUUGUACAAAAAGUAUUUAGAAGCAUUAAAAAGAGAACAAGCAUAUAAGAGGCAUUUAAAAGAAAAAGAAAUGUUCCUAAAACAAAAGCUAGUUAGUUCUGAUGCUGUUCGUAAUGCUAUAAGGCAAGUUGAUGCUAAAGCUCAGAAUCGGAUAAAAGACCUAAUGAAAGACUUGAUUAGAAACAAUUAUGAUGAUGGAUCAGGUGAUGCAAGCAAAUUGGAAGGUGGAUCAAGUGCUUAUAUAAAUACAGAAAAAUAUAAUUCUCUAAGAAAACAAAAAAGUCAUUCUGUAUUCACACUGUCAUCAGGUACUUCUGAAAAUCGUUGUAAAAAUGUACCUGUUGUAAACAAACAUCACAAUGCAGGCACUUCAAAAAUUGAUGGUAAAUUUGAGAAACAUUACUGUUGCUGUCCUCUUCAUGCAGUACAUCCUAAAGUCGGAGUUACAGAUAGUUCAGUGCAAGUGAAUAUUCAAUCUUGUAGGAACGACGAUUUGCCUUAUCAUAAAACAAAAGAAAUGUUCCAGCAACCAGAGAUACUUGAAAUAAAGCGGGCUCAAUGUGAAAAAUGUAAAAGUCCACGUGAUAGACCACAAACUGCAUCUGAUGGCGCAAAAGAUGAUUUUAAAUAUGUUUGCCUAUGUACUGAAGAUGGUGUAAUGUCACAAGAAAUGCCUGAAAACUUUUUAAUAUAUAAAUGUUCUAGAUUACCCAGCAAAAAUAUAAAAUUAGAAGAUAUAGUAUCUAAAGUUGGAAACACUGCUAGUGGAAGCUCUAGUAAUUUCACAUCACCUCGUCAAAAGAUAUCUUCAUUCAAAAGCCAAGACUGUGAUAGAAAAUGUUUGGUUAUUAAAGAUAGUACUAGUUCAAAUAAUCAAACUUCAAAAUCAUCACAAACUAACAUCAACUUACCACUAAUUCUCCGAGGUACUAAUAGUCAACAAAGUGCUGGCUCUACAUCAACAGAAUAUAGAGAAAAUGGGUUUGAUAUACUGGAACCACAACAUAACAAACCAAAUAUUAUAAUACAUGAGGCUACAAGAUGCAUCCAAACUGAAAUCAGUAUUGACCCAAAGAUAUCUGAUCCAUCUUUAUCUGACAUAAAUAUUGUGAAUGAUGAAAAUUGUGUUGAAUUAAUAAAUGAAAGAUAUAAAAAAGUUUCCCAGCCUGCUUUGGAGAAAAAUGAUAUCCACCAAUUUGAAAAAACUUGUGUUCAAGUGCAAAGUAGUGAAAGUAGUUUGCCUGAAAGUAAAAAGAAAUUACAAACUGGGUCUGACAAAUGCAUAAGUACAAGUGCUGAAGAAGAGUUUACUUUUGUUCAAAAAGUUGACAAAGAAGUACAAUCUUCUGAUCAGGUCACCAAUGAUGAUACAAAUAGAGUUGAUAAUAACCAAACAAACAAUUUUACGAUACCUAUACAAGGCACAAAUAUGACGCUAAAAGUUAGUCUAGGUUCUGGGAGCAACAGACCACCUUUUGAUGAGACUAUAUCACCAAAAGAAAUAAAAACUAAUAAAAAUGUUAUGUCUAAAGGAACUGAGACAGUAAAGCCUACAGUUGUUGAAACCGCUACGUCAUUGCAAGAAGAGUGCUCUAAAGGAGUGCAGUCAAGUAAUACGAACAUUUUUGAAGAAUAUUAUCGAAAGCCACCAAAAACCAUAUGUAGGGAAAAUAAAAAUACAUACAGAGAUAAUUUUGAUUCUCAGGAUAAGUACAGUGAAAAACCUAAUGCCCCAUCUAAGUCUUCUUGUGUAACUGCUUCUGUCAGUACUGAAUGCAAAUAUAACACUUAUCCAACAGAGGAUCGAAGCCACAUUCAAAAACCUCUACUUCGUUCUAAUACUGAUCCUAGCAAAAUAGAAAAAGCUAGUCAUGUUACAUUUCACAAGAAUAUCAUUAAAAAUACAGAGAAUCAACCAGAGGUUGCUGAAAUAGCUCAGAGGCAAUCAGAAGCAAUAUCACCAAAACAGCAAGAAAAAGCUGCUUCUUGUUCCUCUGAGACAUCUUCUAAAUCUAUGGAGACAAGUUGCAAAAGCAAAGUAAGUUCAGACACUGAUAAACUGUUUAAGUCAUCUAGUAGUGGCACAGAUGGUCAAACAAAGAUGCUUGGUACUAAUGAUCCUGUGCUAGAUAUAAUACAAGAUAUAACUAAACGGUAUUCAAAAAAAGAUAUUGAAAAGAGCAAAAGAAAGAAAUGCUUUAAAGAAAUUAUUAGUGUUCUCAGUUAUCUAUUAGAUACUGAAGAAAGUACAGACCAUGAUCAGAAUAAAGCAUCAUGCUCAUCUGCUUUUGAUGUUUAUGAUGCAAGGGAAAAUUUGCCAGAUAAAGAAAGCACUGACUCUAUUCCAGAGAAGACUUUAGUAGAUAAAGCAGUACAGUUAUCCACCAAAAAGUCCAAAUCGCACAAGACGUGCACUGAAUCAUCAGAUCUUCCUACAUCAACUGACUUUCCCAGUACAUCUUCUGAUGCAGCAACAUGCAAAGUUUUGAAUAAAAUUAAAAAGGAAUGUGAAAAGUACCACCAGAAACGAUGCAAACUGCAUACGAGUGGUAAAAAAUGCGAAGGUUCUAGCAGUACUUCAGUAAAUUGCGAUCAAUGUAGUCGCGUCCAUCACUGUUCUUGUAGAGGACACAAAUGUAAAAGUCAUAGAACGAAAACUGUUGAGAAAACAAAGAAAAAAUGCGUGGCCUACAACUUGAUCAUUCAAACAUCAGAUAGUCUUGUGAGUGAAGAAACAAAUUGCGGUAAUAAUCGCCGUCAAUUGCAGAAUAUAAUCGUAAAAGUUCCUUCAAAGCGGAAGGUUGAAAAUGUGCCUUUUAAAGAAAUGGCUUCAAAAAUUGAGAGAAACAUACCUGACUGUAGCCCUCGGGGCAACUCGCGAGGUAACCGAUCAAAAAGUUUGCCCAAUGACAGUGAAAUAUCCAGUUCAGACGAAAUUAUCAGGAAGGCUCAAGAUUAUACUGUAAGGGAAUUUUUAGAAAAAAAUCGCCCAGAUUUUAUAGAGAAAUGUUCCAAUCGGCAAGAUUGUUUGAAACUGAUCAGUGAAUCCAGAGCAAUCGAGCGCAAAGCCAAACGUCAAUUGCUGUCAUUGCAGCUGGACCGCAAACAAGCAUUGAAUGCUCUUAGCGAAUCUGACUUACAAGAUUUUGCUAGAGCACUUGGCGAUCAAUUGAGAAGACAAAAAGUUGCUCCAAAAUUUAUAAGUGAACGUGAAAUGAAGAAACACUCUGAGAAAAUUUACAAAUCGCUUCCCGAAGUUGUGCAGAAGAAAGAGGAAAUUAAGAAGGAAAAUAUCAAGAAAACUAACUUACUGAUGGCUAACAUCUUUAGAAAGAAUCUCCAAAAAAAAACUCUCCGUGGCGCUAUUAAUAUAUCAAAUUACAGUUCAGUUAUAAAAAUUUGACAAAGAAGUGAACUUAGAAUAACUACUAUUAAUUUUAUUGUCUAGAAAGAAAUGUGUUUGGCGAUUGUUAAUAAUAGUAUUUUUAUAUUUGUUGACGUCAUUAUUAGUGAUAUAAAAUUGUAUAAUGUGUUUAUUUCGAUGUAAUGUAUUCUGUUAAAAUUCGUAAGGCAAUAAAAUAUUUUUAUACA